AUGUCCUUUGGGAAUAUGCAAUAUCAGCAGAAUUUUCAACAGCAGCAGCAGCUUCAGAGACAACAACAGCAACAACAUCCGCUGUUGGCAGCCAUUUCCGGAAAUAAUUAUGCCCACGGUCAAAUACAACGCGCCCACCACCUCUGGCCUCAGCAGAUGCCGCAUUAUGGGUAUGGGCAUGGUCAUCCCCUUCAGGCCGCUGGCAGUAACAACCACAACGGCGCUUACGCGAGCGCCGCAAGCGCCCACUCGGGCUACGGCAGAAUGGAUCCAUCUGUGGAGUAUGAGCUGCAUCAGUCGCCGCACUCAGCCUCGGGCAGCUACUCCUCCUAUCAGCCGUCAAGCAGCGGCAGCAGUGGGCCAGCAUAUCCGCCACCACCUCUGCCACAUUAUGGACCGCCACCACAAUACCAUAGCUCCGGUGGCAAGCCGCCUGCAGCUAUGAAGAAGAGCAAGAACAACAACAACAAGAAGAAGAGCGCCUCGGCUGUGAUGUCGUCGCUAACGUUACUCUCGUUCUUCUUCUUUGUGAAUUUGUUGCAGAACUGCAUCAAGGAUCACAUGGCCACCAUGAAUCCCACCGUCAUGGUUCUAACGGCCACAAACGGCCGCAAUCGUUUCAAUAAAUUAGCUGAAAUGAACUCACGCGAACAAAGCUCCUCUUCAACGGCAUCGAGCGCCACUUCGUCUUGGCUGGCGUCAGAGACAAUGGAGGGGGCUGCAUUGACGCCAUUGGCCAGCGCAGCGCCCGCUGUGCCCAUUGUAACGCCUGCCGUGACUUUGCAAUCGCCAUACAGCCCUAAUAAGCAGCAGCAGCACAGCAAACCAGCGCAAGCUUAUAAUCAUUAUGCGCAACACGAUGACGAUGAUUAUAAUUACGGGCAACGCACACCUUAUUCCCAAUCCCAAUCGCAAUCGCAAUCCGAUGUCCAUGCAACAUCCACCCAUAGUGGCGCCGAUUUCUAUCCUAAUCGCACACAUAUUGACCAACAGCGUCCCACUGAUUACUACCAGCACCACUAUAGCAACUACCCCGACAGGCAUCAUUACACAGACCCGGGCUAUCCUUGGUCUUACAGAGGCGACUCGCAUGUGAGCAACAAACGUUACUCAUCCGCACCGUGGUCUUCAGCUUCGUUGGGCGCUCAUUCGGGCGUGAGCUCUUACUUGGAUAAUGUGCGGCAAAGGGGCAGUGAUGCUAAUGUGGUAGAGAUAUUGAAUUGUGAUUGCCGUUUGAAGAUUAGUCUCUGGUGA
Molecule: messenger RNA, 1254 nt
Organism: Scaptodrosophila lebanonensis
Lineage: Eukaryota; Metazoa; Arthropoda; Insecta; Diptera; Drosophilidae
Exons: 4
Coding region: 1-1254 (417 amino acids)
Source: RefSeq, a predicted model, not a curated record